UACUUUUAUAUUAAUCUUACAAUAGCCCUAGUCUGCAUCGGUGUACCUGUGGUGAAAGACGGCUGUGAUAUCCAACGUUUGGCGGAAUAAUAGGUAGAGUUUGACACUAGUUUCGUAGCGAAGGCGGAAGGAACGAUUUACCCGCCGCAGCCUCGCUGCUUUAAUCCUCCCAUCGAAGGCCAUUUUGAGGACAUCGAAUCGAUAAUUACGCCUGUUGGAAAAUUUGUUACUACAUACCCUCAACUAUCGAAAAUGGUGAUUCAAAGUCUUCAGCAUCGACGCGCGCAUAAUUUACUUUUGAUAUCCAAGUUGCUGAAUUGUCGAGAAACCGCCUCACCGUUCACUCUGAUUUUCGACUCGCUUGAGCAAUCUGCAAAACCACUCCUUCGUGAAUUCAUAAGGAGGGCUAAUCUCGCGAAAACGUCAGUUGUAUAUGUCUCUUUUGAGACAUUACGACGUCCUGCAGGCGUCGAGAGCGUCAUUAAUGCUAGAGGAAAAGCCUUGGAUGUCUUGCAUAAAGAGAUAGUUUCUUGCGCUUCAAAAUUAAGCCGAACGUUAUUAAUCUUCGACACCUUGCAGCCUAUUGCUAGCACUGCUCCAACGGCUCUAAUUUCAUUUCUUUCAUCACUUAUUGGGCCAUCUGUUUCGCUUCUUGCUACAUAUCACUCAGAUGUUCCGUUAUCAAAUAUUUCACCCUCCCCUUACAGCCCUGACCCAGUUACUCUCCUCCGAUAUCUUUGCACUACUGUUCUGACCGUUCAUUCUUUAUCGCAUCUUGCGGCCAAAAAGGCCGCUCGUGACCGAAGUCUUGUUGAACCAGUCUUUGGUCUUGAUGCAGAGAUUGAAGGCAUGAUUAGAGGGAUCGGCGGAAACGAACCAGGAGAUGUGGUCGUUGAAAUGGAGUUUCGCCGCAAGUCUGGCCGUGGCGUUCGGGAGUGGUUCGUUUUGCCAGCAAGGUCCGGCAAAUUCAUACCAAGAGGAAAAGAUGAUAUCAUCCUGCUAGAUGAUCACCCGCUAUUUAAAAACGUGCCCGCCGAAGGCGCCAAAGCAUCUGAGGACGGAGAGACAAUGGAUACGACAUUCAAUUUGGGACUCACCGAGAAGCAAAGAAGAGAUCGAGAAGGGGUUGUCUUACCAUAUUUCGAUGCUCAGAAUGAUGAUGCAGGACCUGGAGAAGGAGGAAGAAUUCUCUACGAUAUGGGUGAAGAGGAUGACUUUGACGAGGAAGAAGAUGAGAUUUGAGAAAAUUAUAUCUCUAGCGAUUACAUUUUGAAACAAUUCUGCAAAUAGUC
This is a messenger RNA of Xylona heveae TC161, 1292 nucleotides long. RefSeq lists its product as hypothetical. The transcript has 3 exons. Gene Ontology annotation, biological process: tRNA wobble uridine modification. Lineage: Eukaryota; Fungi; Ascomycota; Xylonomycetes; Xylonales; Xylonaceae. The record is from RefSeq and is a predicted model, not a curated record. Gene Ontology annotation, cellular component: cytosol; elongator holoenzyme complex; nucleus. Gene Ontology annotation, molecular function: tRNA binding. Bases 253 to 1242 code for a protein of 329 amino acids.